AUAUCCAUCGCCUUAUCCACAUUCUUCGCCCUCGAAGUCGAAACAAUGGCGACGCUCGAAUCUGCAAUUCCAAUUAUCUCUCAAUACAUUGCUUCUUCUUCUUCCUCUUCUUCUUCUUCUUCCUCGAAAUUGUCCUUCCAUAAACUUCCCUCCGCCAUUAAGCUUCGCAUUUCCUUCUCCUCUCCUCUCCUUUCCCUCAAUCCCACAACCGCCGUUUCCCCUCUCCCCCUCUUUCUCACAAACCCAUGGCGAAAUCGCGGCGGCGGCGAUCGUUUUUGCUCCGCAGUGCAAGAGGUUAGUUUGGAGGAAGCUUCGGAGGAAAAUCAGGAUGUGAAUCAGAAGAGAAAGCUAUACAUAUUCAAUUUGCCUUGGUCUUUCUCUGUCGUCGACAUUAAGGAGCAGUUUGGACAAUGCGGAACUGUCACUGAUGUUGAGAUUAUAAAGCAGAAAAAUGGAAGGAGCAGGGGAUUUGCCUUUGUGACUAUGGCUUCACCAGAUGAAGCUCAAGCUGCUAUUCAGAAAUUUGACUCUCAAGAAAUAUCAGGAAGAGUUAUAAAGGUAGAGUUUGCAAAGAGAUUGAAGAAGCCUCCUCCUCCAAAACCUCCAGGCCCACCUCCUGGAGAGACUGUGCAUAAGCUUUAUGUAUCCAAUCUUGCAUGGAAGGCGAGAUCCACCAAUCUCAGAGAAUUCUUUUCUGAAAACUUCAACCCAAUUGCAGCCAGGGUUGUCUUCGAUAGCCCCUCUGGAAAAUCUGCUGGCUAUGGCUUUGUUUCUUUUGCUACUCGAGAGGAAGCAGAAACUGCACUUUCUUCAUUGGAGGGGAAGGAGCUGAUGGGCAGGCCCCUUCGCCUAAAAUUCAGUGAAAGAAGUGUUGUUAAAUCAGAAACUCCAAAAGAAGACACUGUUGAAAGCCAACCUGAAGAAUCACAGAUCCCCUCGGAUUCAACAUCAGAUUGAUCGCUCGGUAUGCAACUUAGAAACACGAUUUUGUUUGAAAUUCCAACUACAUUUAUGAUAUCUGCUGGUGGAAUGAUCUGUACAUCUUUCUCCUGUUUUUGGUAGCAUAUUUGUAGUGUCAAAACAUUAUCUGUCUCCUGAAAUUUCUGAAUCGA
Molecule: messenger RNA, 1112 nt
Organism: Cucurbita maxima (winter squash)
Lineage: Eukaryota; Viridiplantae; Streptophyta; Magnoliopsida; Cucurbitales; Cucurbitaceae
Product: 29 kDa ribonucleoprotein A, chloroplastic
Exons: 4
Coding region: 46-957 (303 amino acids)
Cellular component (GO): cytosol
Molecular function (GO): mRNA binding
Source: RefSeq, a predicted model, not a curated record